AUUCUCUUUUUCUUGGUGCAGAUUUUUAAGGUUAUAGUAAUGGCGACGAAGAAAGUCAUAGCUAUAUGUCAGUCAGGGGGACAUUUUGUGACAAAUAAAGAUGGAACAUUAGCUUAUAAAGAUGGAGUGGCUUAUGUCAUAGACAUCGACCACGACACUUCUCUAAGCGGUUUCACGUCCGAAUUCGCCGAGAGGUUCGGGUUAAGUGGGGAGGCUAUGACAACUAUGAGCCUUAAGUACUUCCUCCCUAAAAACAAGAAAACCCUUAUCACCAUCUCCAAGGAUAAGGACUUCAAACGUAUGCUCAGCUUCUCCGCAGACGCACCCGAUGUCGAGAUCUUCGUCUUACCCAAGGAACCUGACACGAGAAUUGUUUCCAACAUGCCAGCUAGUAGGUCAAGUACAACAACCGCAUCGGAAGCAGCAGUGGUGCCUGUGGUUUCUGCAGGCGAUGUUGUUAUGGGAGACGAUGAUGAUUUCCACAUCGAUAUGGAGAUAAUGCCUGACGAGAGCAGCCCUUUGCCUGAAAAUUUCGUCUUGAGUGACGAGAAACAGCAUGUAAGACCAGCGCAGCAGUGGGAGAACACCAUCACGGGUGUUGAUCAGAGGUUCAACAGCUUCACAGAGUUCCGGGAUGCGCUGCACAAGUUCUCGAUCGCGCACGUGUUCACUUACAAGUACAAGAAGAACGAUAGCCACCGGGUCUCGGUCAAAUGCAAAGCUCAGGGAUGUCCAUGGCGUAUCACUGCGUCGAGGCUUUCGACCACGCAGCUCAUAUGCAUCAAGAAGAUGAAUCCGAGGCACACGUGUGAGAGAGCGGUUGUCAAAGCUGGUUACCGUGCAACGAAAGGUUGGGUCGGGAGUCUCAUAAAGGAGAAGUUGAAAGCUUUCCCUGAUUACAAGCCGAAAGAUAUUGCAGAGGAUAUUAAGAGAGAGUAUGGGAUUCCACUGAAUUACUCACAGGCAUGGAGAGCUAAAGAGAUUGCUAGAGAGCAGCUUCAAGGCUCUUACAAAGAAGCGUAUAGUCAACUUCCCUUUCUCUGCGACAAGAUCAAGGAGACGAAUCCUGGAAGUGUCGCCACUCUCAUGACAAAAGAAGAUUCGAGCUUCCACCGUCUUUUCAUAUCCUUCUAUGCGUCGAUAUCUGGAUUCAGACAAGGUUGUCGCCCUCUCCUUUUCCUUGACAGCGCCGUCUUGAACUCCAAGUACCAAGGGGUUAUGCUUGUUGCUACAGCUCCUGAUGCAGAGGAUGGAGUAUUUCCAGUAGCUUUCGCUGUUGUGGACUCUGAGACGGAAGAGAACUGGGUUUGGUUUCUGGAGAAUCUCAAAUCGGCAUUGUCCGAUUCCCGGAGAAUCACGUUUGUCGCAGAUUUCCAAAACGGUCUGAAGAAUGCAUUGCCUCUGGUGUUUGGAAACGAACACCACCAUGCCUAUUGUCUGCGUCACCUCGCCGAGAAACUAAACACGGACUUGAAGGCUCAGUUUUCUCAUGAAGCAAGACGGUUUAUGCUCAACGAUUUCUAUGCUGCUGCUUAUGCGACACGGCCCGAUGGAUAUUACCGUUGCUUGGAGAACAUAAAAAACAUUUCCCCUGAUGCUUACACUUGGGUUAUCGAAAGCGAACCUCACCAUUGGGCUAAUGCUUUAUUUGAAGGAGAGAGGUAUAACCACAUGAACUCCACUUUCGGGCUAGAUUUCUACGGCUGGGUUUCCGAAGCGCACGAGUUGCCUAUAACUCAAAUGAUAGACGAGCUCAGAGCAAAGCUGAUGCAAUCGAUCUAUACGCGUCAGGUACAGUCCCGGGAAUGGGUUGCUGCAGCGCUAACACCAGCUAACGAGGAGAAGCUACAGAAAGAAGUAGAACUCGCAAGGCCACUUCAGGUUUCAGGGCCGCACAAUAGCUUAUUCGAGGUUCAUGGUGAAUCCAUCAACGUAGUUGAUAUCAAUCAGUGUGACUGUGACUGUAAGCUGUGGAGACUGACGGGUUUACCCUGCAGCCACGCGAUUGCAGUGAUUCAGUGCAGCGAGAAAAGCCCUUAUGAAUACUGCUCCAGAUACUUUACCUUAGAGAGUUACCGGUUAACGUAUGCUGAGUCCGUUCACCCUGUACCCAAGGAUAUGAUGAUGACGACGACGACGGAGGGGGUGGUUGUUUCAGUAACGCCUCCGCCCACGAGAAGGACACCGGGGAGGCCAAAGAGUAAGCAGGUGGAACCGAUAGACAUGAUCAAGCGUCAGCUUCAGUGUAGCAACUGCAAGGGAUUAGGACAUAACAAGAAGACCUGCAAAGCUACGUCCGAAGUAUAG
Messenger RNA from Thlaspi arvense, 2307 nucleotides. The record is from the annotation of a GenBank genome assembly. NCBI's taxonomy places the organism in Eukaryota, Viridiplantae, Streptophyta, Magnoliopsida, Brassicales, Brassicaceae.